CGGCGAGGGGCGAGGAAGGAGCGAUCUCGUAGCUGACGAGCGUAAAAAUAAAAAAAAGUUGUGAGUUUGCAGUUUCAUGUUCAACUGGCAACAAUGCAUACCGCAAAGCCCAGGAUGGUGGUCCCAUAUGGCCUCAAGACUCUCCUUGAAGGAGUGAGCAGAGCAGUUCUCAAAGCCAGUCCCUCCAACAUCACUGAAUUUGCUGCUGAGUAUUUCAGAGAACUGAUAGUUUUUCGAGAAGAACAUCCUAAUUUGGAUAUCAAAGAACUGGUGAGACAAUUUCAUAUGACAAGAGUGGAGGGAUGGGCAGAAGGACCUGGAGCAGCAACACCGAUGCCCCGUUCGAAAAGGGCAGAUGUUGGAGAUGCAUUUCGGUCAGACCUCGACACGAUUCCAAUGCAUGAUGAACCCAAACGGAAGGAGAAGUCGACUGACACAGAAGAGGAUCAGAUAAACGAAGAGCCUCAUUGUGAACUGAGUACCAAGACUACUCAAUUCCCGUCUAUUGUUGAUGAAUUUCUAGAAAAGGCUGGGGACGACAAGGGAGCAGGACUUGCCUAUGUCCCAGCCGAUCCAGCUCAGCUAGCAGCACAAAUGCUAGGUAACGUUGAAACGCUUGGUACCGAGCCUGAGUUGAAGGAUGUGGCCAUCUCUGUGCAGACCCUUCCUGCGUUGUCCCACACUGCCAGCGAGGCAAUGGCCGUGGCUGCAGUUUCCCAAGUAGCUGCCCCCGAACCUGCCCCAGCAGAAGCAGCUGCUGAAGAAGAAGCACCUGCCCCAGCAGAAGCAGAAGCUGCCCCUGCCCCAGCAGAAGCAGAAGCUGCCCCUGCCCCAGCUGAAGCAGAGCCUGCCCCAGCAGAAGCAGAAGCUGCCCCUGCCCCAGAGGAAGCAGAACCUGCCCCUGCCCCAGAGGAAGCAGAACCUGCCCCAGCGGAAGCAGAACCUGCCCCAGAGGAAGCAGGAAACCAAGCUUCUGCACAUUCUCUCAGGGCUGCAUCAGGCACUCAGAGUCAGAGCUCCGUCCUGGGGGACGCAGCUACCUCGGGCAGCCAGGCAGAACAGCCACCUGCUGACCCAGUAGAACAAGCUUCCUCAGACCCCUUGCAGGAAGGAGAGCCACCCCCGCCGCUACCACCACCGCCUCCUGAUAAAGACCUGUUGCAGGCAGAGAGUUGCCCAAGUGAAAUUGAGCUCACAUCAGACAUACACAUCACACCCAUGGGUGGUGAUGACCCCAGCGCUGGUGGAGAGCCUGUACCACCACCUUAUGUAGAGCAGUUUCCACAGCAGAUAGUCAUUCCUUUUGUAGAUACAGUAGCCUGUCUCUUAGAUCCACUAACGGCUUCACCAAAUGCAGGCCAGUUUACUAGUAUUCUAGAUCCAUCUGCAGAUGAUGCAGAAUGUGACCCUGACAGAAUGGAUACUACAGAGCAACUGAAAUCAGCUGACCCAGGUUUUAUUAUGUCAGCCAUGGCAACAAGCGAACCAGGACAGCCACCACCAUAUUCUAAUGUGUGGACUCUCUAUUGUCUAACUGAUUUGAAACAACAAGGUCGUAAGUCACCACCACCUCCACCCCUUCCACCUGUUGGAACUGGUGCUCCUGUUCCCCAAGCAACCCUAUUCAUAUCUAGUGGUAAGGACCAACCGCAGUAUCUACAGCCGCAGAUGAUACAACAAGGCCAUCCACCACAAGUGUCCUCUCCAACUUAUGUGAUGAUGGAAGAUGGGAAGAAGGGAAAUGCACCACCUUUCAUUUUAGUGGGCUCUUCUGUUCAGAAUAAACAGGACUGGAAACCCAUCCCAGGCCAUACUGUUCUAACGCAGCCGGACGCUGCGGGUACUGUGAGGAGGUUCGCUACAAUACCCGUACCAGUCGCCAGGGCAGCAGAUCCAAAAACAGCCAACCCCAAUUUUAACCCUGCACAAGAUAGUGGCAGGCCUCCAACUCCAGUUUUUCUUUCAGUUGCCAUACCACUGGAAGAUGUGAUGAAUGGGAAGAAUGGCUCAGGAGCUGGGGAUAAAACACCUUUUGCAGGCAGUUAUGGUAUAGCAGGAGAGAUCACAUUUACGACUGCCUCCGUACGUAGGACAGAAUAGCAAAACGAUUGAGAAGAGGUGCUGUCCAACAUUUCACCCCAGAAUGGAAAGCUGCAUCUUUAAUUUAAAAAUUGAUUAACUAGUACACGCAAUAAAGCAGUGCAAGGAAUCUGAAUCUAAAGGCAUUUUUUCCAUAUGGUUUAAGACUGAUAGCCAAGUAGCAUACAAUUAAAACCAGGAUUUUCCUUAGGUUGAUCUCCUGUCCAAAUGAAACAUUUAAAAAUGAUUGUUAGAAAAAACAUGGAACUGCUUUUACUUUAGACACCCUCAGUGGAAAUAUAUUAUUUUUAGGCCAUUUAUUAGACUCUGCAGAAAGUUUUGAAGUGUGCAUACAGUUUAACAGUUUAACUUGUGAGAGAGAGAUCCACUUUGAAAUAACAAAAUGGAAAAC
Molecule: messenger RNA, 2491 nt
Organism: Python bivittatus (Burmese python)
Lineage: Eukaryota; Metazoa; Chordata; Lepidosauria; Squamata; Pythonidae
Gene: CABYR
Product: calcium binding tyrosine phosphorylation regulated
Biological process (GO): sperm capacitation
Cellular component (GO): cytoplasm; sperm fibrous sheath
Molecular function (GO): calcium ion binding
Source: RefSeq, a predicted model, not a curated record